CCACUCCAGGGGAGGCGGGUGGGAGUCAGGGUGCAGUCUGGGAGAGAGAGGGGGAGCGGGAAGAGGUGGGAGGAAAGUGGGGCAGGCAGGGAGAGGGAAGGUGGCUUUGUUUGCUUUAGCAGGAGACUAUAUCCUAUUUGAAAGUGGUAGGAAGGAAGGGGGUGACAUCCUGGCCAGUGGAGGGCCAUGGGAAAUGGGGGGGGAGGUCCCCCAGAGAUAAGACACAUGGAUGAAAAGCCUUGCAGGCACAACCUGCUCCUUCCAGGAACAGCCUCUGAUCCCAGCUCAGAUGGCAUCUCUGCUCUCCUGGCUGGGGGCUCCCUGGGGACCCAGCACCUCCUGCUAUGAGAAUAAACCCCAAGAAUGCUGUCCUCCUCAGACCACAGUGAUGCUUUUACUUGUCUCUCCAUGGUAGAAGUGAAAACUUGGGGUCAUCUUUUGGACCCAAUAUUUCUUCUUCAUCUGAAACAGUGCCCCGGGCAGGGGAGCCCUGGUAACCCCAGCUGGAGGGAAGAAUGCUCACUCUGCUGCUACUCAUAAUGUACAUGGCCUGGGAAAGCAUCGUGCUCAACUUGUGUGAGCCAGAAGAAAUGCGCCUUGAUUUUUGGUGACCAGGGACAAAGUGACUAGGAUACGGCCCUGCUGAUGGCCAAGUGGCCACGGAGACUUCUGAAGAAAGGACAUCUAAGCUGCUUCCCUAAAGGAUAGUACAAGGCACCAGAAAGGUUCUCCAGACAGAAACACAUGAUGGAAACAAACAACCUCGCACCUCCUGUUUCCAAAGCUGAAUUACCACUCCUUCCAAAAUAAGUACAUAGCCAAUUUCAAAUUUCCAAAAUGUGUUUACAACGUGGUUCUUUAAAUGAUCCAGAAUAAACUGUGGCAUUUCAAACAAAAAGGGUACAUUGCUGUAAUCCCUAAAAGCAUCAGAAGAAUUUUUCAUGGCUUGGUUUAUAUUAUCGAUUAUAUACUUCCAAAUGAUAGUAUAUCUCAUGCACUGAGAAUCCCCAAGCUAUAGGCUGGUUGAAAAUAUCUUUUCACAUAAUUGAAUAUUUACACACACGUGUAUUUAAACAUAGUCCCCAGCUAUCCAAUUUCUUUGCUUUUCAUGAAUACGAAGCUGAGAUUCAAAUGUUUACUUUUUAUAUUCCAAGUACAUAUUUGGGUAGUGACACUUCACAGAAGACAGAAGGCUGACCAUACCAUGUUCAUUUGACAACCUUGUCCCUCACUACACACCUGAUGCCCCCCACACCAGCCCCUGAGAGCCCAGGAAACAGUCAGGGAGGCCUGCUGUGCUGUGACUUAUGUCUUCAUCUGGGCCAUCAUGUAGGCAUCCAGGCCCUCUGCCCACAACUGAAGAUGGCCCUGCUCUCUCCCUGUCCCCACUGGAGAAGACCCUGCUCUCUUCCUCUCCCCCACUGGAGAUGGCCCUGCUCUCUUCCUGUCCCCAACCGGAGAUGACCCUACUCUCUUCCUGUCCUGAACCAGAGAUGACCCUGCUCUCUUCCUGUCCCCCACUGGAGAUGGCCCUGCUCUCUUCCUGUCCCCCACUGGAGAUGGCCCUGCUCUCUUCCUGUCCCCAACCAGAGAUGACCCUGCUCUCUUCCUGUCCCCCACUGGAGAUGACCCUGCUCUCUUCCUGUCCCCCACUGGAGAUGGCCCUGCUCUCUUCCUGUCCCCCACUGGAGAUGGCCCUGCUCUCUUCCUCUCCCCCACUGGAGAUGGCCCUGCUCUCUUCCUGUCCCCCACUGGAGAUGACCCUGCUCUCUUCCUGUCCCCCACUGGAGAUGGCCCUGCUCUCUUCCUCUCCCCCACUGGAGAUGGCCCUGCUCUCUUCCUCUCCCCCACUGGAGAUGGCCCUGCUCUCUUCCUGUCCCCAACCGGAGAUGACCCUGCUCUCUUCCUGUCCCCCACUGGAGAUGGCCCUGCUCUCUUCCUGUCCCCCACUGGAGAUGACCCUGCUCUCUUCCUGUCCCCCACUGGAGAUGACCCUGCUCUCUUCCUGUCCCCCACUGGAGAUGGCCCUGCUCUCUUCCUCUCCCCCACUGGAGAUGGCCCUGCUCUCUUCCUCUCCCCCACUGGAGAUGGCCCUGCUCUCUUCCUGUCCCCAACCGGAGAUGACCCUGCUCUCUUCCUGUCCCCCACUGGAGAUGGCCCUGCUCUCUUCCUGUCCCCCACUGGAGAUGACCCUGCUCUCUUCCUGUCCCCCACUGGAGAUGACCCUGCUCUCUUCCUCUCCCCCACUGGAGAUGGCCCUGCUCUCUUCCUGUCCCCAACCGGAGAGGACCCUGCUCUCUCCCUGUCCCCCACAGGAGAUGGCCCUGCUCUCUCCCCGUCCCCCACCGGAGAUGGCCCUGCUCUCUCCCCGUCCCCCACCGGAGAGGACCCUGCUCUCUUCCUCUCCCCCACCGGAGAUGGCCCUGCUCUCUCCCCGUCCCCCACCGGAGAUGGCCCUGCUCUCUCCCCGUCCCCCACCAGAGAUGGCCCUGCUCUCUCCUCGUCCCCCACCGGAGAGGACCCUGCUCUCUUCCUGUCCCCCACAGGAGAUGGCCCUGUUCUCUCCCCGUCCCCCACCGGAGAUGGCCCUGCUCUCUCCCCGUCCCCCACCGGAGAUGGCCCUGCUCUCUCCCCGUCCCCCACCGGAGAUGGCCCUGCUCUCUCCCCGUCCCCCACCGGAGAGGACCCUGCUCUCUUCCUGUCCCCCACAGGAGAUGGCCCUGCUCUCUCCCCGUCCCCCACCAGAGAUGGCCCUGCUCUCUCCCCGUCCCCCACCGGAGAUGGCCCUGCUCUCUCCCCGUCCCCCACCGGAGAUGGCCCUGCUCUCUCCCCGUCCCCCACUGGAGAUGGUCCUGCUCUAA
Nycticebus coucang (slow loris) is the source of this 2861-nucleotide messenger RNA. RefSeq lists its product as uncharacterized. The transcript has 3 exons. NCBI's taxonomy places the organism in Eukaryota, Metazoa, Chordata, Mammalia, Primates, Lorisidae. The coding region runs from base 1308 to 2861 and encodes 517 amino acids. The record is from RefSeq and is a predicted model, not a curated record.